Amoebophrya sp. A120 is the source of this 7821-nucleotide messenger RNA. The record is from the annotation of a GenBank genome assembly. Lineage: Eukaryota; Dinophyceae; Syndiniales; Amoebophryaceae.
AAGAUCACCUGGGCAUUUCCUUGCUUUACGCGUUGAUUGGAACCGCAGUUACGACUAGGCGUUAUUACAUCUACAUCGAUUUCGAUAUAUAAACAAAUACCCAAACUAUAACAUCCUCGUCUCUCCUCGCAUUACAAAGUAACAUAAAUAUAAAUAAGAUACGUAUUGUUCAACUUGGUUCAUUCCCCACCCGAGUACGAGAUUGUCGUUGUAUACUUACAUUCAGUUUCGAUAUCGUUAUCGUGACGCCGUGUCUCGUAUACCAUUCUUUCCUGAUUCUGUGUGACUCUAUGGAACACUCCUAUUCUUGUACAAGCUUCAUUUUUUACUGACAAUGCCAGAUUUUCCAUCUCGAUUCCUCCGGGUACGCGCCGCCAUCGGCGCCUGUGUGCUGCUGCACGUGGGUCGGUCGGCGCUCGCGGCGGCGGCUGCGGGAGUGGUGCCGCAGCAGCAGGCCCAGCUGGAGGAAAGUGACCUUUUCUCCCGGCAAAAUGCAAUGCUCGGCCGAGCGGCUACGGAAUCGCUGCAGCGGACGCACAUCGCCAUCAUCGGGACGAACGGGCUUGCUUUCGAGACAGCAAAAAAUGCGAUGCUGCAGGGAUGUGCGACUCUAACGCUGGUGGAGCCCGAGCCGACGGCCCCCAUGCAAGCCCACGACUUCGGCUUGAAUCAGUUUCUACCACCGGAGUCGAGCGCAGCUGUGAUGUCCCGCGGGGCGGCAACGUCCCCUCGGUCCAUGCCCUCUCUCUCGGGGUCCCGGCAGUCGUCGUUGACGAGCCGUUGCUUCGGGCUGAUGUGCAACCAGUUACCAGCGGCUUUGUCUUUUUUGCAAAGUAGCCGUGCUGGCUCCGCGCCGCGCGGGGAGAUCUCCGGGGAAGAAACCGUCGUGGAGCACGUCUCUGCGCGCUCCUCGGUCGACCCCGGCGUGUCCGGUUCGCGGUACCAGGUUUUUUGCGACGGCAUCGUGGCAGCGCGACUGCAGGAGUUGAACCCGCGCUGUCGGGUAAGCAUCGUCGCUCAUGCUGCAAGUGCGGUCGAGACCGAAUUUUUGCCCUCUUGGCUGGAUGGUCCGGGGAGCAGCAAAGUCGUCAUUGCGACCCACCCGGGACUUGAUCUACCACAGCUGCAACGGUGGAACGAAGUCGUCGUUGCUGCAGCAAAAUCGCAAAUGCCUGAUGCGGACGGGGACGUCGAUAUGUUGUCCAAACCGCCAAACGAAGAGGAAGAGCAGCAUCCAGGGCUUGACCGUGAUGCAAAUCGUGACGAAGCCUCGAUGGCGGGAAAAAAUUUUCGCUUUUUGUACGCGCGCUCGCAGGGACUCUUCGCUUCGAUCUUUCAGGAUCCUGGGAAGGCCUACUCUAUGGAGGCGAGAGAUAAGCUCGAUGCGACCUUUCAGAUAGAGAAGGUGCAAGGGGGACGGAUCCAUUACCUGCCUCCUGAACCGGAGGAGCUCGUAGGUGGGUCCAUGGAGAGCCACGAUCUGCAGCAGGUUGCAGCAGCCGAGCGCAACGGUCCGAACGCCCCCUGGAUUGAGUUUGAAGACGUCGAAAGUACAAACACCGAUGGGGCGGAGAGCCUGAAAACGAAGCGGUUCUACGUGGCGAAAGUAGACAAGGAUAAUCGGUUCGUCACCUUUCACGAGCCGCUGCCACCGACGCUUGUGGGCGGAACGUUCCGCCAGAAAUGGCCGCGUGUUGUGUACACGCAGGCGAAGCGCAUUUCCGAGGCCGCGGAAGCUCCGGAUAGCUUGGAUGACCUGACGGACCUCUCGGACGCGGCGGACGAAGUUUCGAUUCACAGCUCUCUCAUGGCCACCUUGACCGCUAGCGCCGGCGUAGCCGUCGGCGAAGCUGGUACAGCAACAGAUCCAGUUCUGAUCAGCUCCAACUCAACACGUAAGAACUCCAAUAUGAGAGAUUUACAACUAUGUAUGAUUGGUCGUGUGAUGGACAUGAGGAGGAGAAAAGCUAGUUUCUUCGUUAGGGUUCGUCGCUGCAGCACACUUGAUUGUGAUGUGCGAUCAAUUAAACCAGAAGAAGAACUUAAAGUCUGCAUCCACAUUUGCACGCAGAAGAGAUUCUGUAAACAAUAUUCACUUGUGUUGCAGUCACUAAAUAUAAGAGAAUCUUCUAGAUCUACAUCAAUUUUCCAGGUGAAGAUCGACUCGAGCUGUUGCGGCGCCACGCGAUGAACAACGCCGCGAGACUGAAUAAUUAUUCCGCGUCAGAAGUAGAGAAGGUCUGCUUUGACAUCCUCCGCGAAGCCGCACGGCAGAGUACGCUUCGACCAGUACUGCGCCGUGAGAUGUUCGAAUCACAGACGUCCGAUUUGGGUGGGGCCGCAGAUGCUUGUGGCUUUCGCGUGGAACCGGUGGAGGCUUUUUCCAACUUGAAUUCGCCAACGUCUCAGGAUCGGAAGGACGAUGCAGACGCCACGCCGCCGGCGGGCGGGUCCUCUCAGGAAAAUCCCGGGACGGUCUCCGUCACGAUCGCGGAUCCGAGCCCCAGUGCGCAAUCUGAUCUCCAGAAGUGGCCUCUGUCUUUGAUUCUGGCGACUUACUUUGCUCAGGAAGAAGUCGAAUUCUUACCAGUGUCGGCCGUAUUGGCUGGCGUGGUAGCUCAGGAAAUAGCCAAAAUUGCGGGGCAGAGGCAAGCGGGAGUACCGCUCGAAGGGUUCAUGCAUGCCCAAUUUCUUACGGUUCUGACCGAAGAAAACGUGUUGCGCACCUUGCGGCAGCUCUUCGGUUGUCGCCCCCCGUCACCAGCACGUGCAGACGCAACCUUUGCUCCGCGCUCGCGCUCUUCAAAGCGGUCGCACACCGACACCGAACUGUACCUGGGUGGCAUGACCAGCGGGCCACAGACUUGUGACGCUUGGAAAGAUCAGCGCUCGGGGGACGUUCUCUAUCUCUUCGGAGACGCCCUGCUCGACCGACUCCAGCGGACGCGCUUUCUUCUACCGGGGGUGGGCGCCGUCGGAAAUGAAUACGUGAAGACCUUGGCGACCAUGGGGUUUCCCCGCAAAGACAAAGGCGGAAAGCUGGUGCUACUCGACCCGGAUGUCAUUGAGGUGUCCAACCUCAGCCGCCAGCUGCUUUUUCGUGCGCAUCAUUGGAACCAGCCCAAGGCGGUAGUGGCAGGAAACGCGUUGGCCGAGCAUUGGCCCGAGAUCGGCUAUGAAGCCGUUCAAGCAUACGUAGUUAAACUUUAUUUGAUUGAUGGUGGUUCUAAUUUCUCGACCUUCGCUUCUACAGACAGAAAUAAAUUGCAAUUAGAGCACCGCGACGCUUGAGAUUGAGUGCAGGAUGGCAUUGCUCCCUCUUUACGUUCUGAUUGAAAAUGCCUGAUUUCGCAAUUCCUCUGAGUCUUUUCAGCGGAGCUCCUACGGAGGUAGUAGCGAUCUGCGUGGAGAUUUUGCAUGCGUUAAACUACUACAACUGUCAGGUCUGUCCGGAGACUACAGCUCGGCUGCUCCCCAAGUGGAAGUCGACCGACGUUGUGCUCUCCGCUUUGGAUACGUGGGACGGGCGGUAUUACAUUGAGGAUAUGUGCAUGCGCUGCCAGAUUCCAUUUGUGAACUGUGGAACUAGCACACGCAUCAGCGGCGAGACUGGCGUGAUCUACCCUUUUGUGUCCACUUUCCGGGACCGAAAAGAUGGUCUUACGGAGACCGGAGCUGGGGACGAUACCUCGCAAGCGUUUGCAGUGCAAGUCACGUUUCUGCCGACCGAUCAGCCUCUGAACGAGCUGGACGAUGAGGUAGUUUUUACUUAUUUGCUUAUCAAUCUAUCAUAAUCAUUCUCAUGGCUGCACUCUUUGCACGUCACGCCAGAGCAACAUCAACAACAGCCUGUCUCACGCGAGCAUGUAGUUGUUUUGAUUCUUUCCGAAACCGCCGCAUUUUUUGAUUCAAAAUAGAAAGUGCAUGCACAAACAAGCAACAGCAGAGCCUGUAUAGCUACUUUACGAACAUGCAUCAGGGGAAGCCAGUGAUCCUCUUGAGCGGCAAGACCUUGAUGUACCAGCUCUACCACACCAACUGCUGGAAGUGGCACGACUGGACCAGCGACAGCCAAUUUCCGCAGUACCUGCACGAGGUACUUUCGGUGAGUGGCAGUACCGUGCGGACCUACUUCUCUGACGGGGGACCGCACACGCCUGCGGUGAUGGCGGAAAAGCUGGGGGCGCUGGAAGACGUGUUUGCUACGGUCGAUUCUGCUGGAGUUGGGCACGAGACCCCAGAGUUCGCGUCGUUGCGGCGAAACGCAAAACGGUUCGAGAGAACGCCGGGUUCCAGUUACGAGGGGAAAGUUGCGGUGCUCAACUUCUGGAAGUCCUCCGCGAGCAAGGGCGCACCGGAUCCGAAUGUGCGCGCGUGCCAGUUGCGGCAGUUUCCGCGAACGGCCGCCGACUGCGUUCACUGGGCCCGGGAGGUGUUCGAACGCUCUUUCAACGAAUUUCCCGUGACGAUGAAGGACCUGCGGCGGCAGCUGAAGGCCGCAACCCAGGCGCGCGACUUGGACUUCGCGCGCCGCCGUGAAGAAUUGUUCCGGAUCGAGGCGAUUGUGGCUUUGUGGACCGCGUUGGAGACGUCUCCGCUGAUUUCGGACGCGGAACUCGACGGCUUUGUCGGACGCGUGUCGGCCGAACUGUCCGUGCAGCUGUUCUGGCUGCACUUCCACGACGCCGUGCGCGACCUGCAACGCCGGUACCCGCGGGACAAGGUCGAAGAUGAUGGCACGCCCUUUUUUCACGAGAAACGCAAAUUCCCGAGCUUCCAAGAAGGCCUGCAGCUGCACGAGGACUCCACGCAUGCUGCCUAUGUCCGGAGCAACGCGGCGAUUCACAAGCAGUUGUUGGCUCGGCUGGCAGCGAGCAUGUUGCGCGAGCGCACGAAAUGGGCGGCGUCCUCGAAAGCGAAGUCGUCGGUCACGACGACCGGCGGCACAACGAAAGGUCCACAGCGUGUGGCGGCGACCGAACUUGAUCCCAGCUUGGAAGCCGUGGUUGACGAUCAUGGUCGUCCACUCCAGUAUGUUGGGGGCACGGCAGGUCUGACCGUGAAACCCUGGUCUCCCCAGGCGAUGCAGCAGGAGCCAAUGGAGUCGGGCGCGGCCGAUGAUGCCGCACUCCUGCGGAUCCGCGAGUUAGUCAGGGGGCUGACUGCGAUGCUGGGCGAGGAGGACACCGCUGCGGAACCGCCGUCCUCAGACGAAGUGGCGAAAUUCGAGUAUGAUAAAGAUCAGUGGAGCCACCUUGAUUUUGUGUACUCUGCUGCCAACCUGCGCGCGCGGAAUCACCAGAUCCCGCGUAUGCAGAAGGCAGCUGUUUCCCGCAUUGCCGGUCGCAUCGGGGCGGCGUCGAUCGCUGUGACCGCAGCUGCAACAGGCGUAGCCAUGAUCCAGGUGUUCAAGACGGUGCAAAAGCAGCUCCAAGAGGCGUAUGAUCGGUCUGAAGAUGGUUCGAUGCAGGCGAGAAAGCGCCGGAAGUGCGGUGCAAAUAAAGUUCACUGUUUCGACGAGGCGGUUUAUGGCAGUGCACAACUCGCCCCCCUCGUCCCCCUCAUUUGUGAUGCAAAAUACCAAAUCCACUCUUUGCUCUGUGGCACUGCUCGCAUGACAGAUUCCCAAAGCCGAAUCGCCACUACAAUCAGUCGUAAAUUUGUCCUUCAAUAGCUGCAUCUGUGCCAGGAGUUGUGUUGCUGCGGAUGCCAUCCAAAUAAGGGGGAGGGGGAGUUGUGCACUCUCAUACGGUUGACCUGAAGACGCUCGCGAAUCCGUCGUCGAGUGACAUGGGGCACUUCUACCAAUCACGAGCCAGCAUCGAAGCCACGGCGGAUGAAUGGGGAGUCUGGGAAACCGCCCGGGUGCCGGCCACCACGCUCGGCGGAGUACUGCAGUGGGCGCGGGAGUACUUGGCCAUUCGGAUUUUCAAAUGGCAAGUGCGGUUGGGGUACUUCGUGAAGAAAGGCGACAUCCUGCAGGGGCAGGUAGACGAAAAGAUACCGCAGUAUCUCACGCUCUACGACGGCACUAGAGAGUUUUGUCGCGAAAUUUUGCUGACUCACUCGCCAAGCACAGGCGGGAAUGCGCUCCUUGCAGAGCUCAUUGGUCACGCGCUGGAGACAGUGGUGCGGCCCGACAGCCCGAAGCAAGGUGGUACGUCUCCGGGACAACAGCGGAGUCUGGAGCGCAAAACCUCCAGAGGACUUACAUCGUUGAAGGCGGUCGCUGUGGAUUUUAUGCGCGGAGCAGAGAGCGUCCGGAACCGCUGGUUUACCGAAGGCACAUCCCGACUGGAAACCGGGGCGCCUGCUGGCGGCGACACGGUGGAAGGUGCAAUCGAUGUGUGCGCCCCGAUGUUGAAGACGACGCUGAACCUGUAUCGGCAGAUCGAGCGGAGCCUGUCGCAGAAAGUGGGUCCGAAGAAGGACGUCCCUGGCGCUCCGGCGCCGCCCGGCAUGACCGCGAGCGAUGGACAGCGGGCUCCGGUUGCGUCGUUCUCCCGCGAGGACGUCCGAGCCGAAUUGCUGCAGCAAAUUGGCGCGUUCCCCGAAUACAAUGACCCUGCGUGGGAACAGGCCAAUAUCGACGCCGUCGCGCAGUCGGGCUGGUCCGACCCGGCGGCGUCGGCUGGGCCUCCGAAGGGGGGCGGUGGCUUUUUGGCCGGGCCGUCCGGAGGCUCCGGGGACCGUGCCGCGGUGAAGCUCGAGGACAUCGUGCGGACGCAAGUGGGCCGUCUGCGCAAGGAAUGGACUCGUCGGGGAUUUUCGCUGAAGACGACGCUUCGGGACAUCGUUCAGCACGCUAUCCUGUGGUCAACGUCUCUCGCUCUUCCGAUUCAUAGUAGCUUGCAUUGGCCGGUUCAUUGGAAAAUAUUGAUUUAUGCAUUUAUGGUUGUUGCAUGAUAUGCGUCUUUUUCAAUCGGUAUACCUGCUUCAAAACGUAGUUGCAAAUUCGGGUUUGAGUCGCAAGCUUUAAUUUGAGCUUUACACAUAGAUGCGCAUCGUGCAUUUUUGAGUGGCAGCAGGAAUGGAAAUGGUGUUGGACCGAUGGCGAUAGACAUUUUCCACUGGAUAACCGCAAGACAUGAGACGACUCAGAUGCUGUUGGAAAGCAAAAUCAAGGUCGAGGCAGGUGGGAUGACGAUGAAGUCCCUCGCGAGUCCGGACGAAGAGAGCACCGCGGAGCCGGCGUGGUGGACGUCCGCUCGGGAGCUGCGAAGGUAUGCUAUGCAGUACGAGAGGUUCGGUGACAGGGAUCUGCCGUCGCUGGAGCUGUGGUACGGCUCCGAACCGCGCCCUAGCGCUUGAACCGCGAGGCCUGCGCAAUACAAAUACAACAUCGAGGAGGUGGAAGGCAAAGAGCGGGCAAAGAUGGACGCCCGAGCGGGAUCACUGAAUUAAGUAGUUUACUACAACGAAAAUAAGGCGUACUAGCAAACUUUCUACCCGUUGCCGCUUCUUACGUGGCCAGGUCUGCGCUUUACCCUAGUAUCGUCAAUAUUACGAUUACCUUGUCUGCCAGGAGCACUGGCACACGGAUUGAAAUAAGUUGGAACGAAGGUUUAUCAUCUGCUAGACAACCGCAACAGUUUGCGUCGCAGAAGAAAUUGGCAAGCAGGUUGGUGUGGUGAUUGCCUGCUCCUUGGAAUCUUUGAUAAAGAUCAUGAGGUCGCUCGUUUAUGCUUUCUUUAUAUCGAAGGAGAAGGACCCUAUCAAACAAGUAGGUUUACGCGCUGGAAAAUGGCUGCUUCUUUUAUUUAUUCAGUUGCACCCCGAACCCGGCGACUCCCGUCUUCGCUUGCGUUUUGUUUCGAGGCA